Molecule: messenger RNA, 1701 nt
Organism: Spodoptera litura
Lineage: Eukaryota; Metazoa; Arthropoda; Insecta; Lepidoptera; Noctuidae
Cellular component (GO): nucleus
Molecular function (GO): zinc ion binding
Source: RefSeq, a predicted model, not a curated record
AUAUAGAAAGCAGCUGAAAAAUAAAAAUAUUGUAUAAAUAGUGCAUAAACAAAUGCUUUAACAAAUAAAAUAUCCACGAAAUUAACUAUAAUCGAAAGAAAAGUCAAGGAUUUUAGUCAACUCAACUUAUUCUUAGACAUUUUACUAUGAAAUCAAAAUAUAAAUAAAACAAACUAUUAUUUAAAUAAAAGCAUAUAGAUUUAUCAUCAAUAAAUACCCAGAUAUAUAAAUAAGUGCAAUAAACCUAUUCUCUAUAACAUAACUUCAAUAAUUACAAGAAUUUAAAUAAUUUAAAUAUUUAUAUAGGAAACUAUGGAAAGGCUAUCGCUCUGUAGAAUAUGUUUGGCGGAUGAUGUUCGCAUGUAUCUAAUAGCUGACAAGAAGCUGCAGGAACUAUAUGAAAGACUGACAAAUACUCCAUUUGUAACUGAGGACAGCAGACCAAUGUUGGCAUGUUUCUUCUGCUACGCCAAUCUGAAGAAAUGUUGGUAUUUCAUGAGAAAGUGCAGAGAAGCCGAGGAGGUGUUCUAUCAGAUGCUCAACGGAGAUUAUGAGCAAAAUCAACCGAAGCUGAAAGCCCUACACUACGGUGGCUACAUCCGAACUGCUAUACAGCAUAUAGACACCACUGACUUGGACAGCGGAGACAUCAAGCAGGAAGCAGAGACCCUCAGAGCCGAUGUGAUGCUGAAGCAAGAGGAUGAAGUGUCUCAAGAUUUAGACAACACCUUCUCAUUAUCAGAAGAUAUGCCCCCGCAUUCUGACUCCGAAGACGAUUUACCUCUAAUGAAAUUUAAGACAGAAGCGGAAGAAGAUAGAGAAGUUAUACCCAAGAAGAGAGUUAAGAAGAGAGUGCGCAAACCAGAUUGUAGUGAAAUAAUACUAUCAAAAGAGGAGCAGAUACAGAAUCUACAAGCGAGAUCAAAAUCUACGAACUAUACGAAUUCUCCAUUCAAAUGUAGUUAUUGUUAUAAAGGAUUCGUCGAUGUCAGGGCUUAUGACAACCAUAAGAUGAAGCAUGAUGUGCGCAGCGGUCCUCACAUAUGUGACAUCUGUCAGAUGAGAUACCGUUCCGUUCAACUCCUGCGCACGCACGCGAAUAAUGCACACGUCAGGAUAUAUAAGUGUAAUAAAUGUGGAUAUGUGUCGCAUACUGGAAAUCAAGCCAGGAUUCACGAGAAAUGGCACAACGGGCACACGUACGAGUGUCAGCUAUGCAGUCAUACUUUCAGGAAACCGACCUCGUAUCUGUCACAUAUGAGGAAGCGUCACCCUACGGAACAUGUCUGCAAUAUUUGCGGAGACAGCUUCGUCGGCAAACAUGGACUGCAGAUGCAUAAGAAGAAAACACAUAUGGAUUGCGAAAAGAUGAUAGAUCCAGAUAAUCCCGACGAUCCCGCCACAGGGAGAUUCUGUAAAGAGUGCAAUAUACAGUUCUAUAACUUGGACGCUUGGAAACGACAUAUUUUGAGCUCUAUCAAACAUACGCUAAAGACUGAAGAAAGGUGCGAUUUUCAAAAAUAAUUUAAGCUUGAAUAGGUCUAUAAUAAUUUAAGGUUGAAUCCUUUCCAUCUAGACAAGAAAUAUUUUUUGCUACCUAUACGUGCGAAUUCAUCUGCGUGUAAAAGUAGAACGUUGGCUACCUACCAGUAAAAGUUUAGUCAAAAUCGGUCUAGCUAUUUUAUAUAUUAGACAGUACAA